AUGUCUGCCAGUUUUGAAUAGAAAGGAGAUCUAGCUGAUAUAUUUAUUUAAGUUAAAGAUGUAGAUGAACAAAUAUUCAGUGUUCUAUUAGAAAUAUUUCGAAAGGAAAAAGUUACAGACUGUAUAGGAUACCUUUCAGAUUAUGGAAUACAAAGACAUCUUGAAUAAUCCAUUUUACAAGGAAAGAAUUUAACAAAAGUUCAAUCUGAAAAGAAAUUGCAAAAUAUUCACAAUAACAUGAAAAAAAUUACUGAUAUCUUAAAAAAACUUAAAGUUCAUGACUAUAAUUAAAAAGACUAUUCGACUGAAGAAAAUUAAGAAUUUAUAAAACUACUUAUUAAAAGUAUAAAAGAUGAGAAACUCUGCUUAGAAUUUUUAUUAUUUUUAGUCCACCUCACAUCCAUUGAUAACACUUUAAUCUCAUGUGGGUCAAAUUCUUUUCACGUCCUAGUUUAGAUGAAGGUAGAUCUAAGAAAUAAAAAUUUUUAAAAUAUUAAGAUCUAAAAUACUUCUUUGGUCGGCGCUCAUUUUGUUAGGUGUAAUUUAAGUGGAUCAGAAUUUAACAAUGUUAACAUAAGUGGGGUGAAUUUGAAUGGAGCUUAAUUAUUUAAUUGUAAAUGGAUAAACUUAAGAAUCCAAGAAAUUAAUAAAUUAAAUGGUCAUACUCAUUUUGUCAAAUCAGUCUGUUUGUCUCCUGAUGGUAAUACUUUAGCAUCUUGUAGCGUAGAUAAGUCUAUCCUUUUAUGGGAUAUUAAAACAGGAGAAUAAAAAGCCUAAUUACUUGGUCAUACUUAUUCUAUUAACUCAAUAUGUUUCUCUCUUGAUGGUAAAACUAUAGCAUCUGGCAGUGAUGAUAAGUCUAUCCGUUUAUGGGAUAUUAAAACAGGAGAAUAAAAAGCCAAAUUUGAUGGUCAUAAUAGCAUAGUUUACUCGGUCUGUUUCUCUCCUAGUGAUAAUUUAUUAGCAUCUGGUAAUUUUGAUACCUCCAUUCGUUUGUGGGAUAUUAAAACAGGAUAAUAAAAAGCCAAAUUUGAUGGUCAUAAUAGCAUAGUUUACUCGGUCUUCUUCUCUCCAGAUGGUAAAACAUUAGCAUCUGGUAGUGGGGAUUAGUCUAUCCGUUUAUGGGAUGUUAGAACAAAAAAAAAAAUUGCUAAAUUCGAUAGUCAUAAUAACACUGUUUAUUCAGUCUGCUUCUCUCCUGAUGGUACCACAUUAGCAUCUGGUAGUGGAGAUUACUCUAUCCGCUUAUGGGAUAUUAAAACUGGAUCAUAAAAAUUCAGAUUGGAAGGUCAUUACGAAACUGUCCACUCAGUCUGUUUCUCUCCUGAUGGUACUACAUUAGCAUCUGGUAGUGCAGAUAACUCUAUCCGCUUAUGGGAUAUUAAAACUGGAUCAUAAAAAUUCAAAUUGGAAGGUCAUUACGAAACUGUCUUCUCAGUCUUCUUCUCUUAUGAUGGAAUUAUUUUAGCAUCUGGCAGUGCAGAUAAAUCUAUAAAUUUAUGGGAUGUUUAAAUCGGAUCAUAAAAAACCGAAUUAGAAGGUCAUUAUGAUUCUAUCUACUCAGCUUGUUUCUCUCCUGAUGGAAAUACAUUAGCAUCUGGUAGCGCAGAUAACUCCAUCCGUUUAUGGGAUGUAAAAACAGGAUCAUAAAAAAUCGAAUUGGAAGGCCAUUAUGGAACUGUCUACUCAGUUUGUUUCUCUCCUGAUGGAAACACAUUAGCAUCUGGUAGUGCAGAUAGUUCUAUCCGUUUAUGGGAUAUCAAAACAGGGAAAGAAAAAGCCUAAUUAUAUGGUCAUACUAGCGGAAUAUUUUCAGUUUGUUUCUCUCCUGAUGGUACUACAUUAGCAUCAGGUUGUGCACUUUAUUCUAUCCGUUUAUGGGAUGUUAAAACAGGAUCAUAAAAAACCGAAUUGGAAUGUCCUUAAGGAACUGUCUACUCAGUUUGUUUCUCUCCUGAUGGAAACACAUUAGCAUCUGGUAGUACAGAUAGCUUUAUCCAUAUAUGGAAUAUUAAUACAGGAUAAUUAAGAAUCAAAUUAGAAGGUCAUGAUGGAAGUAUCCAUUCAGUUUGUUUCUCUCCUGAUGGAAAUACGUUAGCAUCUGGUUGUAGUUAUGGUUCUAUCCGUUUAUGGGAUAUAAAAAGAGGUAAAUAAUUAACCAAAUUGAACGGUCAUGAUGGAACUGUCACAUCAGUCUGUUACUCUCCUGAUGGUACUACAUUAGCAUCUGGUAGUGCAGAUAACUCUAUCCGUUUAUGGGAUAUUAACACAGGAUAAUAAAAAGCAAAAUUUGAUGGUCUUAGCAGUUGUAUUAACUCUGUCUGUUUCUCUCCUGAUGGAAAUAUAAUAGGAUCAGGUAGCUAGGAUAACUCUAUCCGUUUAUGGAAUAACCAAACAGGAUCCGAAAUUUAACCUUAUGACAAAAAUUUGGAAGAUGACUUAAUAAAAUUUUAAACACCAUUAUUAUAACAAAAUCCUUUAACAGGUAUAAUUUUUCAUAAUUUUUAGUCCCUUCUAGUUAUACUAUACUCCUAAUAUCCCGAUAGGCCAUAUUUCAAGCUUAAGGAACUCUAAUUCUCAAAGGAAAAUUUGAGAAUUAAUAAGGCAUAGAUUUAAGAAAAUUAUUAAAACAAAAAGGUAGUUAUUUUUUGGACAGCUGA
Messenger RNA from Paramecium primaurelia, 2660 nucleotides. The record is from the annotation of a GenBank genome assembly. Lineage: Eukaryota; Ciliophora; Oligohymenophorea; Peniculida; Parameciidae.